AUCGAGCGUUUCCGAUGUCAUUCAUCAUAAGUUCAGGAGGUUGACAGUUGACAGAUUUUGUGGUUCAGAACUGUCAUCUAUUUUUUUAGGCUGAGAGUCGAGUUUCUUGCAAUUUACAUUUUUGAUGUGUUUUUUUCUAUUUUUGCAUGUGAUUUGUCAUUUUAUCGAGUUUGUUUUGAAGUCGAUACUUGGUAGCGAUCUAAACAGACCAUCUUUGACAGAUAAACAUCAUUUACAUCUUGAUUUGUAAGCGAUAUUUCAGCUGCAUGUUUAUGCUUGUCCUUUUGCAACAAUAAUAAUAAAGCAGCCCAAAAUGUCUGAGGGCACCAAACAAGGGGCCCAGCCCCCUGUGAAAAUUGGCCACUACAUCCUGGGUCCUACUCUGGGUGUUGGCACCUUUGGAAAAGUAAAAAUUGGGGAACAUCAGCUUACUAAACACAAGGUGGCUGUAAAAAUCCUUAAUAGACAGAAAAUCAAAAGUCUGGAUGUUGUGGGAAAAAUCAGGAGAGAGAUACAAAACUUGAAGUUGUUUAGACAUCCACAUAUUAUUAAGUUAUACCAAGUUAUCAGUACGCCAACAGAUAUCUUCAUGAUAAUGGAAUAUGUAUCUGGUGGAGAGCUAUUCGACUACAUAGUGAAGCAUGGCAAACUUCAAGAGCAUGAAGCUAGGCGUUUUUUCCAGCAGAUAAUCUCGGGUGUGGACUACUGUCACAGACACAUGAUUGUCCACAGAGAUUUGAAGCCAGAGAACUUGCUGCUUGACCACAACAUGCAUGUUAAGAUUGCCGAUUUUGGACUGUCAAACAUGAUGAUGGAUGGAGAAUUUCUUAGAACUAGCUGUGGCUCACCCAACUAUGCUGCUCCAGAGGUAAUAUCUGGUAAACUGUAUGCAGGACCUGAAGUCGACAUUUGGUCAUGUGGAGUUAUUCUUUAUGCUUUACUAUGUGGAACCCUUCCUUUUGAUGACGAACAUGUUCCUACCCUCUUUAGGAAGAUAAAAUCUGGAAUAUUUCCUAUUCCAGAAUACCUUAACAAAUCAGUUGUCAGCCUGCUCUGCUCCAUGUUGCAGAUUGAUCCGAUGAAACGUGCCACAAUUGAGGACAUAAAGAAACACGAGUGGUUCCAAAAGGAAUGUCCAGCUUAUUUGUUUCCUAGUCCAGUUGAACAAGAUUCAUCUGUGAUUGAUACAGAUGCUGUCAAAGAGGUAUGCGAUAAAUUCGGCGUCCAGGAAGCUGAAGUGCAUGCAGCACUAUUGAGUGGAGAUCCACAUGACCAGUUAGCGAUAGCAUACCAUUUAAUCAUUGACAACAAAAGGAUCGCUGACGAGGCUGCAAGGGCAGAAAUUAAAGAUUUCUAUUCUGCUGCCGGAAGUCCUCCUCCCGCUUCUACGGGACCUCCUGCCAUCGAAUAUCACCAGGGUAGCAGUGGUGGGUCCACAACGGUGGGCAGUCCAAUGAAACCACAUCCGGAGCGCAUAGCUCCUUUGCACCCUUGGCCACCAGGAGGUGGUGCCGCUGGGUAUGGUUCUGUUGGAGAUAAAGGGCGAGUUAAAAGGGCAAAGUGGCAUCUCGGCAUCCGAUCGCAAAGUAAACCAAAUGACAUAAUGAUGGAGGUGUACAGAGCUAUGAAAGCUCUAGAUUACGAAUGGAAGGUCAUCAAUCCAUACCACGUCAGAGUUAGGCAUAAGAACAAGCUGCAUAACCGAUAUGUUAUGAUGUCACUACAGUUGUAUCAGGUUGACUAUAAAAGUUAUUUGCUGGACUUCAAGAGCCUGAGCAAUGAAGAUUCGGAGCAGAACGGUAAUUUGGCGCCAAUGAUCUUAGAUGCUCCUACUCCAGUGGUAGUAGGUACAGACCCAUCUACUUACAAAAAGCCCACGGGUCAUCAUACAAUGGAGUUUUUUGAAAUGUGUGCAGCUUUGAUCAUACAGCUUGCUCGUUAGUUAUAUGACAGCAACCCAAGGUAUUGAUGAGGCAGGCUUAGCUGGAGGAUUGCAAAAACGAAAUAAUGGAAUUUUUAAACGCUAAAGUUUACUGUUCUAUAUUUUGUUGCGCUGUCUAAUCGUCUAACGUAACAUGUUACUUCUGUAAAAAAUGAUCUUAUUGUGAGUAUUCUUUAAUUAGAACGCCUUUUAACCUUCCUAUAUUUAAUAAUUGUAAUUCCACUAAUCCUAUAAGGUUGGUGAAUGGUGGUGUUCAGGAUGGGUUUUUUAAAACCAUGCGAGUUAUAAAAUUAGGGCUUACAUUGCGCCAAUUUUCUUUAGUAUGAUAAUAUUGUAUCUUUUUAUUAUUUUUCCAGAUCAUACUACCAUUUCCGAAUGGAAAGUGACUUUUAUUGACAAGGUUUUUUUUAAAGCGAUACGUAAAAUGGUUCGAGUUAACUUGAACAGAUAAAGAUACGAAACCAAUGGAGGAUUAUCCGGACCGGAGCAUUCAGUUCCAUUUUCAAAUGAUCGUUGAAAUCAGAAUGCUAAAUUGUCUGAUUCGCCGAAUUUUGUUGCAUUUUGCAUGGUUUUUAAAAUCUUCUACUUUGUUGCAACCUACAUUUAACUAUUUAAGGGAGGGUUAUGCGAUUUAUUUCCUGACAUCAAUCGCACAAUGGUGCUUGACCAACUAAUAUGAAGUUUUUAGUUCUGUGUAGCAGUGUUAAAUUGUCAGUGUUUUACUUUUUGUUGGAAACAGGUAUAUUAAUAUUAUAAAUCUUUAUUGUGUAUAUAUAUCUAUGUAGAUAACUGGAGAAAUAUAUGUAUAUAAACUACAUAGAGCUAUUAUUGUAGAACACCCAACAUUCAGGUAUAUUUAUAAAUAGCGUAUUAUGCAACUUGCAGAUUUGUGGAUUAAAACAAUGGAACUCUUAAUCAUAUAAAUAUUAAUCAAUGAUAAUGUCCAGUAUUCAGUGUUGUCGG
Acanthoscelides obtectus is the source of this 2905-nucleotide messenger RNA. The record is from the annotation of a GenBank genome assembly. NCBI's taxonomy places the organism in Eukaryota, Metazoa, Arthropoda, Insecta, Coleoptera, Chrysomelidae.